This is a messenger RNA of Lycium barbarum (goji berry), 825 nucleotides long. RefSeq names its product subtilisin-like protease SBT3. The record is from RefSeq and is a predicted model, not a curated record. The coding region runs from base 1 to 825 and encodes 274 amino acids. The transcript has a single exon. Lineage: Eukaryota; Viridiplantae; Streptophyta; Magnoliopsida; Solanales; Solanaceae. Gene Ontology annotation, biological process: proteolysis. Gene Ontology annotation, molecular function: serine-type endopeptidase activity.
AUGGUCCCAGGAGAGUUAAUUCUAGCAGCCUGGCCAUCGAACAUUGCAGCUGCAACGAUUGGUGUCAAUACAUUUUUUGAUAGCGAUUACCGUCUUCUUUCAGGCACUUCCAUGGCUACUCCUCACAUUGCAGGAAUUGCGGCAAUGCUAAAAGGAACUUAUCCUGAUUGGAGUCCUACAGCCAUUCGAUCUGCCAUGAUGAACUCUGCCAACCCUUUGGAUAACACUGAAAAACCUAUCAAAACUGUAUAUGGUAACACGGAUGCAACAUCAUUAAACAUGGGAGCCGGACUCGUUGAUCCCAACCGUGCAGUUGAUCCAGGCCUGAUAUAUGAUGCCACUCCACAAGACUAUGUGAACCUUCUCUGCUCCAUGAAUCUCACCAAAGAACAAUUCAAAACAAUUGCUAGAUCAUCAGCUAAGCACAACUGCUCAAAUCCAUCUGAUGAUAUCAAUUACCCAUCAUUUAUUGCUCUCUUUAGCUCAAAUGGAAACUACACUUGGUUGGAGCAGAAAUUCAGGAGGACAGUCACGAAUGUUGGAGCCGGUGUAGCUAAAUACAAAGCAAAAGUGAGAGCACCAGAAAACUCGACAAUUUCUAUCUCUCCGCAGACUUUGGUGUUUGAGAAGAAAAAUCAGAAGCAGGACUAUACUCUGACCAUACGUUACAAAGGCAAUACAGAAGACCAAGCACAAUCUGAUUCAAUCACUUGGGUGGAAGAUAACGGUCAUCACACCGUAAGAAGUCCUAUAGUAGUAGCUCCAGAGAUUAAUGCCUGGACCUUAAAUGUUGCAGUUGACAAAACUGUUGCAUUUGUAAGUUAG